CUCGACGAUCCGGCACCCCACCAUCGUCGCCGAUCCUCUCCCGCCACGUCGUCCGUCGUUCCGACGUCUUCUUCAGCAUCCCUCCAUGCUCCUCGUCAGGCGGGGGUUGCUACCGGUCUCCUAGUGACUUUCGUCGUCGGGGGUCGCGUGACACGUGCGUGAGAAAAUACCGGUCUCGGGUCUCGAUUCCGACCGAUGUGUACGACAUACCGAGUGGUUCCACAUCGACCUCGCGAUCGCGAAGGACCCGCUGUCAGAGAAACGGCGGCGAUCGACGGCACGUACGCGUCGUAUCCGACGCAUCCUACAGUAACGCGAGAUCGAAGAUCGUGCUGUACUUGGUGAUCCAUCGUCAAGUUUCCGUCAUCGGCAAGUUUCAUUGUGUCAUCAGCUGUAGUGGAUUUUCUUCGGCAGAGUUUCAACAUUGGUGCGCGCUCGGAACGAUUUCCGUUUAAGUAAACGGCGGAUCUCUGAGAUGUCUUGUGGUAUCCACAUUAGAAAUCGCCUUUUCCGCCCUCGAGUAUCUUAACUUUGCUUCCAAAAACGGUUCUCGUUCUUCGAUCGCGACGCUAGCAGCGACGUCAGAAACCACUCACGUUAACAGUGUAAUACGACAACGAAUCUAAUCAUCUCGGAUCUCAAACCGCGGGUUUAUGAAAAUCUUUCAAUCUUUUGAGGAUACAUUACGACAAUCUCCUAAUCAUAAUCGAUUUUCUUCAUCGUGUUAUCAUCACAUCCUUUCCAGUUCGCCAGUAUCGCCAUUAUAUUCGUAUCGAUCAGCAUCGUUUCACAUUUCUCAUCUUUUUUCGUAUCGUAUAAUCGAUAGACGUUCUAUCGAUAAUGUUGUAUAAUAUAUUAACGUUCCGUAAUUCGCGGAUGUUUCAUUGUCGCUUUUGCAUUUUAUUUCACUUCUCUACGUACUCGUUGGCAAUGUUUGCCAAUCCGCGGAUUAGCGGAUAAAGGAUACAUAAAGGAAAGCGCAAUAUAAUUAUUCUCUUUUUUUUAACACACAAAAAGGAGGCAUGACGUACGUAUCGGAGUAUUUAGAGAUCAGCUUCGCGGUGUCACAUUAUUAAUUCAAAGAGAUUCGUCUGAAAUAAAGCGUACGCGGCCCGGUAGAUUAUAAAAAGCCUUAGAUCUAGGAAGCAAAGUGGCGCUAUAAUUGGAUCUGGUCCAAUGGUUUCUCCUUUUCAACCAGUAUUGAAACGAUACUGGAAUAUUACGAAAAAAAGGAAGAUAUUAAUCGCUUAACACAGCACUCGCAAACUAGCAUAGAAUGGGAUCAUUUUUACGGAAAUGAUCGCGAAAAGAGAAAAAUAGUGAAGAAGACUUGACUUGACUCGAUUAACCGAUCUGUAAGCUUAGCAAUAAUAUUUUUUAUUUUCUUUUUCGUUUCAUCGUCUUUAAUUGAAUGAAGCUCACGAGGAAAAAAGUUUUGGAGAAUUGUUUUUACUGAAUGCGCUCGUUCCUUUGUGCGUCAACUUUAUUCGCUGCAGAUUCGACUUCACUUUAUUUACUCAUUAUUAUUUCAUCAACGUUGUUAACACUCGGUGUUCACUGAAUGUGAUGACACGAUACCUUGUCUGAUCUACUUUCGUAUUCUUUGUACGUGUCACGUGUGAAAUAGCAGGACGUAACACACACACACAAACAUCAAAUUAUAAUUAUUAUAAUUUAUUAUUUAUAUCCAUAUUUAGUUACAUCUAUAUUUGAUAUUUUCUUUUUAUUUCCUUUGAUAGCAUUGUAGAUAUUUUAAAUAAUUUUUUCUUUCUCUUUUUCAAACUGCCUUUUUCUCCCGACGAGGUUUCUACAGCUCUCUGAAACAGCUGUCGCUGUACUCUAUCCUGAUUUCUCUCAGAUGUUUCAUGAUCGUUAAUUUGAGUGAUCGAUAAAACCAUUCAACGUCGCACUUUCGCGUUUGUUGCAAAGGCAGAGGAAAAUCGAGAAGAAGAAGCAAAAGUAAUGGUUAUGAUUUUAUAAUUUUCUUGUAUAAUAGUUGGGGUAUAGCUGAAUAAGCUUAUUUUAAUGCGUUUAAAAGUGCAUAUAUGUGUGCGAUAUACGUUGCACCAGGGCAAAAGAAUUUCGCGUAUUGAAUAAGUGGAGUAAAAGCGUGAUUCAAUAUUUUCCGGCUCGUGGAGACAUAAUAAAAUAGACUAUCUAUAAUAUAUACGUUUCCUUAUCCAUUUCAUACAGUACAAAUGCAUAUCAAAUAACUUCUAGCAUAUUUAAAUACAGAAAGAAGCUUUGCUAUUGAAUAAAAUAAAUCAAGUAAAAUAAAGAGUAUACGUUCACUCGUCGGUUCCUCGAUGAAGCGGGGAACUCUUUGGACCGAACAAGCUAUUGUAUUAUAGAAUGGCGAAUGGACUCGCGAGCGUCAACGCGCGGGUGUAGUUUAUGAUAAUAUUUAAUCCGGUUAUAGUAGCGAGGCAAAUAUACAUAGAGCACACUCGACUCGGGUAGAAACCUCGUGGUUGGUGUUUCAGUCGAUGAUUCCGUUCCGACUGUGUGUCGUUGUCGUUGACGAUAAUCCAGUUACACCCGAGCUGCGAAUGUUACGCGGUGACUACGACGACCUGUGCUGUGCGUUUCAAACGAAUUUUUUGGGAAUUUGCGCUCGGUCGCGGAAUGUGUCAUGGAAUGAGUGAGCGUUCAUUUUCCGCGAGUGACACUAGGAUUUUGUCGCGCGGAUUAACACCGUACACGUCGUCUCGUUCGCUCAUUGCAUUGUGAUUUUAACGCGAUUGCUCACUGACGUCGUCAGCCACAUUCGAUGUGUCGUCCAUUCAUCUAUAUCAUAUGCCGAUGUCAUUCAUCGACAAUUUCUCCCAUAAUCGGGGUUUAACCCGCUAAUCAAGAGGAAAAUCUUUUCUUCGUUGAUGCAACGUCAUGUGUCUCGUGAUAAUCAGAAAACAUGAGCAAAACACGCUCUUAUUCGUACGAUCGAACACUGACAUUGUUAAAAUAUUAACGUUGCCGAGAUCUUGUUGCAUAAAGUUGCUUAAUCACAAUUCUCACACUCUCAUUAUAGGAUUAUAUUUACAGUGAUCAGAUUAGAAAUAUGAUGAAACAGUUAAGCACUUUAUACCAUCGUGAUCCUCCUCGAUCCAUGUUAUACCAUGAGUGAGUGAGUGAGUGAGUAUGUGUGUGUGUGUGUGUGUGUGUGUAGGAUCUUGUUACGAGUAUAUAUUAAAACUUUAUUAAUCGCGAUCAAGCGUUCCAUUCUCAGACCAUCUCGGUGACAUUGCAGAGUUAGGAAAGUGCUACUUCACGUCGAGACUCUUCAGCUUUGUUCUAUUAAGACUUGCACAUCCAAAUGAUUGGAGACAACAAAUUCUUGUUUUGUUUGUUUUGUUCGAGGAUAAUUAAACUAAACAAUUCAACAAUCUUUCCCCUUUAAUGUUUUCAAGAAAAUUCGUUCCAACGACAGUUAAAACGUUAUACUCGUUUGUCUUUUUGUUUUGGUAUUAAAACAUUAUCUAUAGAAUCGAAUACGAAAAAGUAAAAGAGGAGGAAAGUCCUGGACUGGAACGUGUAAAACGAUCAAAUGUAAACGUAAGCGAGAAAGAACGCAUAAGAAAUUCAAAUAUCAUUUCGAUCGAUCAGCUAAGCUAGCAGAGCGUUUUACAGCUUUCCUUCGAGUUUUCUCGAGCGAUCGACGUACACAUACACGCACACACACACACACAACAGCUCGCAAAUUCCACUUAUGGCAUAAGCUUUAAGCUUACAGAACUCGUAGAAUUUCAAUGCAUAAGCAAACAGUAAUGAGCGAUAAUAUAAACAAUCAUCCUUACGACUCGACAAACUAAUCGCCAAAUGACAAAGUAUCAAUCGAGGUGAGUCAUUGAAUUACGUUCAAGGUGUUUCAAGUUUGUGCGAAUGAUCGAAAAGUGAAGCGCUAUCAAAGAAUGGAGAGGAAUCGGAGAAAUGCAAGAUCACACAAACGUGGAAGGACAGGAUUUGCGUUGCCGUGCAAAGUUUCCUCUUGAGGUUUGCGACGUGCCUCUGAAUGCGAAUUCGUGCGCUAAACACAAGUCCGCCGAUUGAUCACGAAUCAGCAAACAAAGUGCCGUUGGUGAUAUUUGCCGGGCAAUGAGCAGAUGUGCUUAAUAUAAGUUUACCAAUUAACGUGAGCACAGAGCGUAUAAACGCGCGCUUGUAUCUCCGCGUGACAUUUCCAUCCAUCUCGAAAUUUCAAACGGAACGAAAGUAAACGGAAGUGAGAACUUGCGGAUCGAACUUGCCAGUUGCAAAGGUAGCCGACAUAUCCUGGAACAUCGGCCAAACGAGAGAAACCUAGAAGAACCACAGUUCAUAGGAAAAGAGGGAGGACGAGGAGAUAGGAAGUCACGUACGCUUGUAUUUUUGCACUCUCGCGGGAAAUCAGUAACCGAGGAGAGAAGCCAUCGAGGACACCGUUGCCAUUUUUUACUGCGGUAGCCGACAAAUUGAUAACGAGUCAAUCGUCAAUCGUUGUACGAAGACGAUCAUCCGAUUUCGUGAUGGUCAAAAAGAAAAACGGAGGCAGGAUCGAAACACACUGAAAGCAUCGUACACUUGAAAGCGAUUUGUAACAGAAAGAAAGAGAAACCAUCUGAUGCCAUUCCCUUCCUGGACAUUUGUUAUUAGUGUUUCUUUUAAUUACACUCUAGGGAAUUAUCUCCAAGCUCCAUGGCAGAUUUAUCAGCAUACUUUCUCACGUUGUUCGCUGAUCGAAGAAAGAGCAACUCAGUCGUCGCGCAAAGACGACGAGAAAAAGGAUAAGAGGUUUGCUUCUGGCAUCAAGAUAUGAUCGAGAAAGUACAUCAAUUAAAAGAUACAUUAAAAUUGAAAAGAUCCAAAAACUAAAGAUCAGAAGAUCAAGGAGCAGCAAAAGUAUCGGUAACGCGCGAACGUCACGAGAAGAGAUAUAAUUCGGUAAAAACUCUGCGUCUUUCUUAUCCGUUUCCGUUUUUCCUUCGGAAAGUUUCGGCGCGGCAAUUUAUCCGCGCGCCGCCUUUUACGGUGGCUUAAAGAUAUCACGAGGAAUCCAGAAUGCGUCUCGACCCUCGCAGAGUUGUCGGGAGAAUCAGGCCCUUUAUCGGGAACAGGGAGAAAUGAAGUUAUCAGUGUCGGCUUACACAGCUCAGGCCAGUGCUCACAAGAAUCUCUGCAGCUAUCAGCAACAGCGAAGCUACGGAGCCACCAAUCAGGCGUUCACGGCCCGGACCCCCUCAGACCUCGCAACAGUCCUUCCUGCCUUCAAGGUGGAUCGGGCGGAGAAGGAGGAAGGACAGGGAGAGGGUGGUCUGGCGCCGUCUUUUGCGGGUUGCAGCGGUGCUUCCGGAUCGAGGAUGGGCCCUGGGCCCGAUUCUGGCAGCAGCGCUCCCUCUUCCGUUCCACAAUCGCUGGCCACCUCAAGAGACGACGAGGACGACGAAGACGAAGAAAGCAGUGGUAGGCGGUCUAAUGGUCAUGGAGGAUCGAGGUCAUCGGAGAUCCAUCGCCAGCGACACGCUUCCUCGAUACAUCGUCGACGACGCUUGGAGAAUAAGACGGCUGGUGUGACCUCGACCACUUCGGAAUCACUGGAGAGCUACAUCCUCGAUACAGAGAUACCAGCAGCAGCCAGAAGGCCCCGUAGCACGAGGGGUUCGCAAAAAUGGAGUAACGUACGCGCAGUCAUGGCGUUAUAUUCCUCUCUACGCAAAAUUAAGAGAACCAAGAGCAAUCAACGGUGGAUGAAACUGCGUACGACGGUGCAGUUGUCAUCCGCAAUCUCCACGAUCCAAAAGAAGCCACCACUGAAGCGCGAGGACUCGUUCUUGAAGAGGUUUUCCACCAGACAAAUACCGGAGAGCCAGGAGACGCUCGAUACCGGCGAAGGCGAGGGGGACGCGACCGACAAGGAAGCGGGUAACCGGCGCCGCAGGCGACCCCGUAAGCCCCAGAAACCGCCCAAGAGCGUGGUUAACCCUGACGAAAACUUUUACUACUACUGGUUGAUGCUACUGUCGGCCUGCGUUCUCUACAACCUCUGGACGCUGAUCGUCCGUCAGAGCUUGCCGGAGCUGCAAGCUCUGGCGCCUGCCGCCUGGCUCGCCUGCGACGGUUUUACCGACGUGAUCUUCUUCGUCGACGUGGCUGUGCAGUUUCGCACCGGCUACUUGGAGCAAGGCCUAAUGGUGUACAACAGUAUGAAAUUGGCCGGUCACUACCUCAAGUCAAAGUCCUUCGUUCUGGAUCUAUUGGCACUUCUGCCGCUCGAUCUACUGCAGGUGAAUCUCGGCAGCAAUCCGAUGCUGAGGUUCCCCAGAUUCCUCAAGAUCUAUCGGGUAUACAAUUACUACUAUAUGGUGGAGUCGCGCACAGUCUACCCGAAUCUCUGGCGUGUGCUGAACCUUAUUCACAUACUGCUCAUACUGGCGCACUGGUUCGGCUGCUUUUAUUACUUACUGAGCGAGGCCGAGGGCUUCCAGGGCGACUGGGUGUACCCGUACCGUCCCGGCGAAUAUGCCACCCUGACCAGGAAGUAUCUCGGCUCCCUUUACUGGUCCACCCUGACGCUGACGACCAUCGGCGACUUGCCAACACCGGAGACCAACGCCGAAAUUGCGGGCGGCAAUCCCCGGAGCCUCGCUCGUCGCGGCCGACUGUCCCGGCUUCUGCAGUUCAAGAAUAACGGAGGGUACGUCUUCACGAUAAUCAGCUACUUGAUUGGCGUCUUCAUAUUCGCGACCAUCGUUGGCCAAGUCGGCAAUGUCAUCACCAACAGGAAUGCGAAUCGUCUGGAGUUCGAGAGGCUCUUGGAUGGUGCCAAGACUUACAUGAGGCAUCACAAGGUACCGGGCGGUAUGAAACGACGAGUACUCAGAUGGUACGACUAUAGCUGGUCGCGCGGCAGGAUCCAGGGCGGCGGUGACAUCAACACCGCCCUCGGUCUACUUCCGGAUAAGCUCAAAACCGAGCUGGCGUUACACGUCAAUCUCUUGGUGUUGAAGAAGGUCACUAUUUUUCAGGAGUGUCAGCCGGAAUUUCUACACGAUCUCGUUCUGAAGAUGAAGGCCUACAUUUUCACCCCCGGUGAUUCAAUAUGUCGGAAGGGCGAGGUCGCUCGUGAGAUGUUCAUAAUAGCCGACGGUAUUCUGGAGGUGAUCAGCGAAACUGGCAGAGUCCUUACGACAAUGAAGGCCGGGGAUUUUUUCGGCGAGAUUGGUAUACUCAAUCUGGACGGAUUGAAUAAACGCACAGCUGAUGUUCGUUCGGUGGGUUACUCUGAAUUAUUCAGUCUUUCGCGAGAAGACGUACUGGCGGCGAUGAAAGACUAUCCAGAAGCACAAGAAAUCUUGCAGAACCUCGGCCGGAAGCGUCUGAUGGAAGCGCAAAGGGUUGCACGAGCAGCGCGACGGCCCACGUCUCCCGGCCACGAUUCCUCCGAUAACAGCACCGGCAAGAGGAUUGUCGAUAAGUUGAAGAGUGACGUGAAGGGCUUAAAGAACGUUCUUAGGAAAAGCAGACGCAAUACCCGACCUGAGGAGAGUCUGGAGCUUCAACCGUUGGCACCAAAGGCGCCAACUCUGAGAAGACAACAGAGAAUCGACGAUGGUCAAGAUCUGUCCUUACCCAAUAGCCAAGAGCCAGUAUCGCCAUUAGGCGCCGGUCUUCCUCUACUGUCCAGGCUUAGGCUACUGAAAGAGAAGGAGGAGAGAGAAGAACGACGUAACCUGAUGGACACUGCGAGUCACGCGACGGAACGACGCGAAUCGCUGCAACGACGCGAGUCACUGCAACGACGCGAUUCACUGCAACGACCACCAUCCUCGGAGACUUUAAAUCCCACUAAUCCGAAUCUACCAUUCCUACAGAGGAUACUCCUGCUGAAAGGGAAGAACGAACAAGAAGUUGUCCAAAUGGAAAAGGAGGUACACGCAAAGGAACAUCUCUUGCCCAAAAACACUAUUCCCGAGGAACCGAGCGUGCAGUCCGACGACCAACCAUCAUCGGGUAGUCAGACUGGCAUCGCAAUUUCUACGAUCUCGGAGGCUGGCGAGGAGGCGCGAGGAGCAAAUAUCAAGAAGCCCUGGACCACCUUAAAGAAUGCGUCGCUGACCACCAAGGAUAAUUCGCCACAGAGAAGUUCAUCAUCCUGGAAACUACAACAGACCAAGAUGUAUGCCUCCGUUGACGAUCUCUCGCCGGAAUACUGCGGUCUGCCGUUUGUCAAAAAGCUCAAAAUCCUUAACGAGAGACAAAAGCUGGCCGAGUUGGAAAAAGCGGUCAGGAGUUCGUCCCUCGAUUGCGGUGAGAACACCGAGCCAGAGUUCGACAGCAACCUCACGAGGAGCCAUUCGGAGGCCUGCGCCAUCGAGUAUGCCAGAAAGUUGGCCAAGCUUAAUCAAGAUCGACAAGCAACAGCGUCGCCGGAGCAAUUGUCGCCGGAGAACGAAACGCUGGAGAGGCGAAAUUUGAAGAGCAUCCUAAAGAAAUUGUCGGCCAGCAGUAGGGCCGGUAGUAGUGAAACCUCUGUCACAAGUACGCCAGAUCGUAAGGCCGCGACUGCCGAACUGAAGAGGCUAAUGAGAGCGCCGACGAUUGAAGGAUAUGCUGCACGACAUUCGAAAUUGUCCAAGAGCGUGACGUUUAAUAAGUACACGCUGCAGAGCCCGCCGUCCGAGCAACCCCUGCAGCCGUCGAACUAUUCGUUGUCCGAGGUCCAGGAUCAGCCGUCACUGCCACCGCCCAAUAAACUUAGUUUCCGUCCUGUAGGCAGUGUCGGUAAUAUUCUGCAAGCGGUGUCUCGGCCGCGGGAGGAGUGCCUGGGCGACUUGCUCUCCGGAGUCGGCCAAGUCAUCAAAAUGGGCCUGGAGGACAUGCAAAGCAAAUUCGAGCGACAAUUUACGUCCUUAGAGUUGGAGGUACGUAAACGCGACGAGAUAAUAUCGCAACUGCAAGCGCGGAUCCAGCAGCUCGAGCGACGGAAGCUACGCGCCGAGGAUGAUUCCUGCGGGGACAGCACCGAGCACGAUGCCUCUUUGGAAGAGGAUCUCGACGAUGAUCGCGAGGACCAUCCCUUCAUGCGAGACAGCUCCGUGGACACUGUCUUGACUACGCGGUCACGCGAUCUGCAUUCGCGCUCGUCGAUGGGCUCUAGCUCGCGUAGCAGGCGAUCGUGGGAGGAGCACUCGGAGAGGGAAACCCUGGAGCUACAGGAGCUGCCGAAUUCGAUAGUACCGCAGAGGCUGUCGAUGGAAGACGUGGCCAUCGAAUUAGAGUCGAACAGUGACAGCAGAUCGGACGAGGAAUUCGACAACUGCGGCCGAAAAGGCGAUAGCGACGAGGGCGACGAAGAAUAUGACGAGGAGGAUGAGGAUGAUGAUGAGAAGCUUUUGCGUCAAGACGGCUACAACAACUGGGAGGUCGCUCUACUGGCAAAGCAGCUCGAAGCGAGGAGAAGAAGUGGCGACAACGCCAGCCCGGGUUCCUAGCGCAUUAACGAGAUUCUAGAAAUACUGUGUUACCUCACGAACACGAUACGCUCUGACGGAUGGUGCAACCCGCUAACUGGGUCCGGUAGUGCAGCUUUUUGCGAACACGAUCAUCGCCCGUACUUACAGUUAGAUUUCGAUAGUAUGACUAGCUGCAGUGAGACUAUGAUGUAGUCUGAUCACAGGGUGUUGUACAACGUCUUUUUUUAAUCUAUUUGAAUUUAUUUCUACUUUAAUUCUUUUUAACUCGAAUCCUAGCGUGUCUGUGAUAGACUUCUACUUCACUUUUAUACGUUACGCGUUAUCGUUAUUAUCAAAAAUCAUCAACGAUCAGUUUUACAAUGAGUUUUCUACCUGUUUUUCUGGCCGGUUGAUUUAUUUUAUUCUCUUAUAGUUUUACUAUCGUGCACAUUGUUUCGUCACACCAAGCAUAACUAGCUCAAAUUGAUUAACUUGUUUGCAUUCAUUGAAUUGUAAAUAUUCACAGGUGUGCCUGACAAUGAGAGGAAAUAUUAUACUUGGGAUAUAUGCAGAACUUAUAUAUGAGCAUUCUAAUUGAACAUACGAGAUACCUCAAAGAUACCUAUGUACCAACGGUAAAGAGUUGCAAUCUAGAAGGAGCUUCUUAAAUGCGAAUUUGAGAAUUUUCGAGAUGAAAACUUGAAAUCUCCCUGAACUGUAAUAUCAACAAUUGUGUCCGAAUAUGAUUAGAUCCUGUACUAUCGAAAGUAUUUGUAUCAUCCUACCGCAUUUUGUUGGAAAUAUUUUCGAGGAUUCUCUCUUCCCCAUUACACACAGUCAACCAUAUUCCUGAAAAGCUGCACCACGAAUAAACGAAGUUAUUCGGUUGUACAAAACCGAAGAAAGAAUAAAAAAAAUAACUGUAGAAGAAAACUAAAAGAGAGAUAAAUAUACUUUGAAAAGGGAAAAACCUUAAUGAGAAUAUAUUACGUACGUAUACUGACCAGACCAAGCUCAAUAUUUCUAGAGUCUUUACAAGAUACGUCUAUUAAAUGACGAAUGACUAUUAAAGUAAGAAGAGAGAAACUAUAUUAAGAUCUUGUACAUAUUAGUCGAUAAUUUAUUUAUUUAUGAGUGAAAGAACAAGAGUGAAAAAAAGAAAGUAGGCGGUAUGGCGGAAGAAGAAGUAGGAGAUAUACGAGUAUAAAAGUUAGCGCAAGAGUGAAUUUUAUUGGACUACAAGGGAGAGAGCAUUUUAGAUGCUGAUACAUUACUUACUCUCUAUGCGGACGAAAGGAAUAUACAAUAAAGCAAAUGUUUUCAAACA
Messenger RNA from Ooceraea biroi (clonal raider ant), 10752 nucleotides. RefSeq names its product Cyclic nucleotide-gated ion channel-like. Lineage: Eukaryota; Metazoa; Arthropoda; Insecta; Hymenoptera; Formicidae. Gene Ontology annotation, cellular component: membrane. Gene Ontology annotation, biological process: transmembrane transport; monoatomic ion transport. The record is from RefSeq and is a predicted model, not a curated record. Gene Ontology annotation, molecular function: protein-containing complex binding; intracellularly cyclic nucleotide-activated monoatomic cation channel activity.